This is a messenger RNA of Sphenostylis stenocarpa, 666 nucleotides long. The record is from the annotation of a GenBank genome assembly. NCBI's taxonomy places the organism in Eukaryota, Viridiplantae, Streptophyta, Magnoliopsida, Fabales, Fabaceae.
AUGAGAAAACCUUGUUGUGACAAAGCAAACAUCAAUAAAGGUGCAUGGUCCAAGCAAGAAGAUCAAAAGCUCACUGACUACAUCAGAGUUCAUGGUGAAGGUUGUUGGCGUUCCAUUCCCAAAGCUGCUGGGCUGCAUCGUUGUGGUAAAAGCUGUAGGCUGAGAUGGUUGAACUACUUACGACCAGACAUCAAACGUGGAAUCUUUGCUGAAGAUGAAGAAGACCUCAUCAUCAAACUCCAUGCCCUCCUUGGUAACAGGUGGUCACUCAUUGCUGGAAGAUUGCCUGGAAGGACAGACAAUGAGGUGAAGAACUAUUGGAAUUCUCACAUCCGCAGAAAACUAAUAAAGAUGGGAAUUGAUCCAAAUAACCAUAGACCACACCAAAGCUUUUCUCGUCCUCAUGCUUCUUCUGCUGAGGGUGCAUCAACAUCUGAAUCCCUGAACAAAGGCCACAAAGUCCCUGUCUUCAAAUCCCGUGCUGCUGCUACUCAUCACAGGAUUUCCUUCACAAAAGAAGAAUCCACAAUUAUUUCGUCACCCCCUUUGAAUCUUGACCUAACAAUUGCCUUACCUUCGCCUAUGAUUGGUUCUUUGGAAGACAAGGCAAUACAAAAUUCCGAGUCCACCAAGACAUUGGUCAUGGAAAUAGAUCUCAACUGUUAG